Penicillium soppii is the source of this 471-nucleotide messenger RNA. RefSeq lists its product as uncharacterized. The transcript is spliced from 2 exons. The record is from RefSeq and is a predicted model, not a curated record. NCBI's taxonomy places the organism in Eukaryota, Fungi, Ascomycota, Eurotiomycetes, Eurotiales, Aspergillaceae. Bases 1 to 471 code for a protein of 156 amino acids.
AUGCGUUUCGGCAAUAGGCCCCACGAGCCCCCGAACAACUUCUUGCAGUCAUUCAACGUCGGGUAUGACCAAGACCUGCCGGUCAGCUUGAGCUUCGAGCGUGUCAGACAGACAAGAGGGUGGAAGGUUGGCUCAAAGCGAUGGAAGAAAGCAUGGAAGUCAUGCAUGGAUGCUGAGUACGAUCGCUUGAUCGGAUCGCGCAUGACCAACCUAGCACAGUGGCAGGAGUUGUGUAGCAAAGUCGGAAUCGAGGACACCCCGUCCUCCAUUACCCAAUGCAAAAAGGUAUUGAGAAAUGUGCACGUCAACAUCGUUGACCUCCUCGACUGUUGGAAUGACAACUCCAUCCCGAGACGCUUCAAGAACCAAAACGCGCUCGCUGCCUAUACCCGAGACAAUGACAGGUACUUUGGACGAAAUACCGCGAAAGAGGAUAAAGUCCUCAAGGUUUUGCUGCGCGAAAUUCUCUGA